AUGAAAUUCUCAACCGCUGCUAUCUUAUUUGUUAUUUCUUUAACUUCUGCUACUUCAACCGAAGGUGGCUCUGUCUCCACAGAGGUCCACACUGAUACUACUGUUGCUACUGUCACCAGCUGUGCUUCUACCGUUACUGAGUGUCCAGGUAAGGUAUCCUCUUCUGUUGCUGUGCCAUCAUCGGUUGCUGCUGUUUCCACACCAGGUUCUGUUACUCAUUCGGCUUCUUCGAACACUACUAGCCCAACUAUCUCCUCAAUUGAAGGUGGUGCUGCUAUUAAUGGUGUCUCAGGUCUUAGUCUUGCUGCUUUGGCUGCCGGUUUAUUAUGUUUAUAA
This is a messenger RNA of Debaryomyces fabryi, 336 nucleotides long. RefSeq lists its product as uncharacterized. The coding region runs from base 1 to 336 and encodes 111 amino acids. The transcript has a single exon. NCBI's taxonomy places the organism in Eukaryota, Fungi, Ascomycota, Pichiomycetes, Serinales, Debaryomycetaceae. The record is from RefSeq and is a predicted model, not a curated record.